Molecule: messenger RNA, 1291 nt
Organism: Hipposideros armiger (great roundleaf bat)
Lineage: Eukaryota; Metazoa; Chordata; Mammalia; Chiroptera; Hipposideridae
Gene: CUNH1orf53
Product: chromosome unknown C1orf53 homolog
Exons: 3
Coding region: 652-1137 (161 amino acids)
Source: RefSeq, a predicted model, not a curated record
CCGGACAGAAAAAACAAACAGAAAAAAAGCAAAGGAAAUAGAUUUGCAAAACAGGGCUCGUUUAUUAAUUCACUAUGAGAUUUAUUAACGGACCGACAGGAUAGUUUCAGGCAGUACCUACUAAGCACAUCCAAAUGUGACUCCAGGAUUGCAUGGUGAAUGCAGAUGCCCAAAAAGGGGGGACGGUGUCCGGUGGCUUCGUCCCCCUUCUCCUGCACAGCUCAACCUACUGUUGUCCUCGGGUCUUAAAAACUGAGCCCUUGCAGCCCUCCUUUCCCUGAAAUCUAGACUGAGGAGGGGGCGGGGGGGAGGGAGUGUUAAUUUAACUCUAACACCUGAAGUUACCUCCUGGGCUUGUGCUAAUUUCCUCAAUUCAGUUUGUGGGGGUAUCGGGAUAACGUUCACCGUCCAGACGGAAAACGCCUCCUCCUCGUCAGUGUUUGGUUUCACUUUGGCUCCUCGCACCCGGUCCCGGCGGCGGCCGCCCUUCCGGGACGGGCCCGGCUCCUCCGAGCGCUCCGUGGCCUCGCGAGGGCUGGGCCGGCCGUGCGGAGCGACCCCAAGCCUCGCGGGACACGAGGGACGCGUGUCCGCUCUCCGCCUCGGAAGGGAAAGGGCCCCUGGGAGCCCGGGUCCGCGCGCGGGCGGCACAUGCACGUCCCUCCGCGUCCCCGCGGCGCGGCUCCAUCGGCGGCCGGAGGGCCCGCAGCGGCCAUGGCGGCCAGGCGGGUCCCCGCGCUCGGGAGGCGGCUCCGCGCCGCCGCGCCGCCAAGGCCCGUGUGGGUCGGAGCGGGGUUCCCACAGCCCGUCGGCGUCGCCCUCUGCUCCGCGUCUGACGGAGACCCAGGCGGCUCCGGGCCCCGCGCGCGGGCCGGGCCGGAGGGGUUGGCGAGGCGUCCGGCGAGCGAAGAGUUAACACCCGCGGACCGACGGAUCGCAGACCUGCACGCGGCCGCCUGCGCGGCCAACCAGCUGAACUACGUGGAUCCAGCCACCGGCUCCGUGGUGCUCACGCGGGUCGCCCACUUGCAGAGAGGGAAGUGCUGUGGCUGUGCCUGCAGACACUGUCCAUAUGGUCAAGUCAAUGUUAAAGAUCCAUCUAAAAAGAAGCAAUUCAAUUCCUAUUUUUAUGUUUGACAACAUUUUCAUCUCUGUUCUCUAAUCUAAUUGAACCUUAUUAAAAACAAACAAACAAACACCCUACUCCAGAAUUGCUCUCUGGGCUCUUGGUUCCUGAGCACUAACUUGACCUUAAGCACAUAUAUUAAAAGAACAUAAAUAAAGUGAAAAA